Molecule: messenger RNA, 5664 nt
Organism: Pangasianodon hypophthalmus (striped catfish)
Lineage: Eukaryota; Metazoa; Chordata; Actinopteri; Siluriformes; Pangasiidae
Gene: eva1aa
Product: protein eva-1 homolog C
Exons: 8
Coding region: 106-1563 (485 amino acids)
Molecular function (GO): carbohydrate binding
Source: RefSeq, a predicted model, not a curated record
GCGCGCGCACACACACACACACAUACACACAGAGUGCUCGGCAGCUUUCCGCCCUGAAGCCCCCGAUGCUGCGCUCAGAGCUCCGAGGUCUGCGCCUCUCCAAGCAUGUUCCUCCCGGAUGUGGCCCCUCAGUGCGCGCUCCUGCUCGGGUUCACCUGCCUGGCCGCUUUCGCUCACACCUCCCCGCAGUUCUCAGGUUACCUGUUGCACGUGUUGCGUAACUACACAGACGAGGUGUGUGACGGUGACCUUCUGACUGUACGCUGCCCUCCCAGAACCACCAUCACUGUCCAAUCAGCUUUCUACGGCAGGAAAAACUCCGCCCACUCUCUGUUCUGCCCAUCGCCAUACAGCAUUAAUGGGCCACGCCCACUGAGUGGUGUCACUUCCUGUCAUGUGGCAACAGCACUGCAGGUAACACAGAAGAUGACAGAUGAGUGUGAGGACAGGAGGAGUUGUGAGCUGUUGGUGAACAGUCGGUUGUUUGGAAUGGAUCCGUGUCCGUCUAUCGGCAAAUCCCUCACUCUGCAGUACAAAUGCAGGCCUAAUGAGUAUAAGAGUAAGGUGGUGUGUGAGGGAGAGAAGUUGCGGGUGAGCUGUAAGACAGGGAUGCAGAUCGCCGUGUACUCGGCCACGUUUGGACGUACGCAGGAGGGGGCGCUGGAGUGUCCUCCACACCACCGGAGGGCGCCGUCUGUCGACUGCCAUGCGGAAGGGGCCCUGCAGGUGAUGACAUCACGUUGCCAGGGGAAACGCACGUGUGCGGUUCGAGCCUCGGCGCAGGAGUUCGGAGACCCCUGUUACGCUGGGACUCGCAAAUACCUCAGUGUUAUAUACACCUGUGUUCCUAAGAAGCUCCUGCAGGAUUCAGUUCAGAGCCCCUCAUUUGCUCCUCCCCCUUCCCAACCCCAUGACCCCAACGUGGUGGGAGACAGCGCACCCCCUGAAGGGAACCCGUCCGUGACCUCUGACCCUGCACCAGGGAAGUCUAAGCGAGGCAAGGCUGGCUCUGACUCAGAGGAGAAAAUCGAGUCUGAAGACCGACACGGAGAGGAAGCAGAGAGAGAAAGAGAAAGAGACAGCCAUACAGAGGCAUCGCCCAGAGACCCAAAUCCUGCCAUCAGCACCGUGUUCAGGAAAAAGAUGGCGCUCAUCAGCAACGGCCUCGCUGCCUACAUCUACAUCACUGAGCACCCGGAGCGCUGUGCGCUGUACUUCAUGUGUGGUGUGUGUGUCGGUCUCUUCCUCACACUCUUCGCGCUGGUGGUGCAGAUCUCCUGCCGGACGGAGUGUAAACAGCGGCAAGCCGUCGCUAAGAAACGGCCUCGCCCGGCCGACUCGGACUCUGAUUCCGACUCGGAUUCGGACUGGGACUCUGGCUCGGACCUGUCAUCACGGCGACGGCGGCGCUUUGAGCGUACGCUAAACACAAAUGUGUUCACCUCGGCUGAGGAGCUGGAGCGAGCGCAGCGAUUGGAGGAGCGGGAGCGAAUCAUCCGUGAGAUCUGGAUGAACGGACAGCCUGACGUCCCGGGAACACGCAGCCUUAACCGCUAUUACUAAACACACACACACACACACGCACAGAGAGCAGAAUACUGUGGAUGUUGCUGGGAUCUGUAGUCUUUACAGAGGACACCACCACAAACUGUACCCUCCCACUGUCUGCUAACACUUAACCUUCACUGUGCUGAGGUCAAAGGUCAUGCCAAUAUGACCACCUCCCUGGAAUGUAGUCCAGGAUGUAGCCCAAGUGGAGGCUAACAGCUAACAAUCCUAGCCACAGGCAGCUCUGAAAGACUGAAUAAGCUUUAAGGAGCUCCAGCAUUGUGAUUGGUCCAUUCCUUCUGCCUGUCAAAAUGGGAGGCGGGACUGUAGAGGACAAGACCAAAGGCAGUGACCAGGUCUAAAGACUGUUUGUAACAGGAACACUCUGGUAGAAAUGAUGAAUUUUACCCAUGAUGAAUCAGCCCAUCUCCUGAUGAAGAUCUUAAAAGGGUCAUUAAUUCAGAAGGAGCAAUUUUGAAUUUUUUUGUCUGCUAGCUGGCUCACUAGCUACUAAUACAACAGGAUGUAUGACAGUAUGUUUCAUGCUGGAAUGCACCUUCUAAUACAACCUCUGUGAAAUGGUGCUGCCUUUGAACUUUACCUUAAAAAAAAAAAAGAAAAGAAAAAAAAUUAUAUAUUAUAUAUAUUAUAUAUAUAAAUGCUUGGAAUUCAUCUCAGCCCUUAUAAAGUAUAUAUUUUGAAUAUUUAAUAUUUUUUAUUGUUUUGUUCCCUGGAUAGUUAUGACAUAUUUUUAUACUGUGGCAGUGUUUUUUUGGGGUUUUUUUGGAGUGUGUGUGUUGGCUCAGGGAUGUAAUCCGAGUGUUUCCAUGUAAAACAAUUCUUAAGAUUUUAUCCUACAAAACGGGAUGUGCUUUACUGCAAAACGUUCCGAACCAUAAACCUCAAAGAGGUUUUACGCAAAACAUGUCACGUGCCUUUGUCAGAAUGGAGGACGCCAAAUAUCGUAACAUUGCCGGCACUCGCACCAGGAGCGACGUGACAAAGCGGCUGGAAGUUAGACGUCUUCAACCAGAGCCGGCGAUUUCCUGGCAACAGUAAGGGAGCAACUGUUAACAAUGCAAAGUGGGUGGGGCUAGUGAUGUCACAAGUUGAGUGAAAUCGAUUUUUACGUAAAUGAAAAGCGAAGCAAUUCGGCAACUACCAACAGGAGUGGUAUGGCGGUGUGGUUCUGUUUCCCCCGAUCGCGAAACGUUCUCUGUUCCACAUAUUUGACUCGCUCCGCUACUACAAGCUUCGACUGUUUGAUUUACGCAAAAUAUCAAUGUUUUCAACUCAGUCAAACCUUUCAGCCUGUAAAAGCAUGAAAGCAGAAAUCACCAAGAGUUAAACGUUGUUUUGGGCUCAUUUAUACACACACUUCUGUCCAGAAUUUUAUUUUUUAGCAGGAAGACCGUUGAUUUGCGGUCACAUGGGUGGAUUUAUAUACGCUCUGCACCUAGCUUGUGUGAAUAUAGCACUAGCCUGGUGGAACCAUGGCAACGGGAUAAAGAUAGUACACGCCCACAAGUGAUCGGCGAAGAGCAGUUUGAGAGACGUGAGGUGAAAAAUCGCUGUGAUAUGAGCGCAGGGUUAGAGAGCAAGAGCAGUAACGCUGGUACAAGGUUAGCGUGUUGCUAAACUGUUUUUUUUCCUGUUCUUGCCGUUUUACUGGUGGAGUGUCGGGGUGACUUCUGAAAUCUGUCGGGGAAUUUUCCGCCUGUUGCCUUAGCAACCUGGUUUCUUAGAUGUUCACUUGCACUCUAGAUAUUUCUACCAUAAAAUAUCAACAUGACACUAAUUGUAAUCCUAUCAUUUCAACAGUCACUCAGCUUAUAAAGGGAAUGCUACGAGUUGAUUUGAUUGGAUAUUGUAAUAGCAUGCUUAACCACACCCCUUAACUGUUCGUUCAAACUCCGCCCCUCGCUUUUCUUUUUCUUUUUUUUUUCUUUUUUACAACUGCAGUGAGAAUACCGAGCAUAUUUCUUCCAGCAGCACGAUUACGUUCUGCCUUUUUGUUUUUUGUUUUUUUUUCUUUCGCAUCUGAGUUCAGUCACAUCACCUGAGUAACACAUCGAACGUGCUACAAUAUAAACGACAACUCUAAUACAACAAGUGUAUUUCACCUUUUGUUUUUUUCACUUUACUUCCUGGUUGAUGAAGAUAUGCGAAUGCAGUCCUCAUACGAGGUGACGUGGUGUGCGAGGGUAUUUAACAGGAGUGUAUAUAUUCAGACCGUUUUAAUGACUUAUUAACUUCCCAGCAGAAAGUUUUAUCCAUGAGAGGAGAACAGAUGCGACGGAGGCUGUUUUUCCACUGCACAUUUAACACGAGAGAAGCCAAAGAAACCUGAACGACACGUGGAACAGUUAUUGUGGGCAUUUCCAUCCAUUUUUUAUGGAAAUAUUUUUUAAAAAAACAUGAAUGGAUAAACCUGAAUUUAAAAAAAAAACGUUUACUGGGAUUCAAAAGCUGGUUAAAGAUGAGUAUUGGAAACUUUUUUUUUCCCCCCAAAUAACUGAUGCUAAAUGUCGACGAGGGGACGCAGGUCACGUGUUGCAGCGGUAUAUCUACAUAUAGAUAAACAUAAACAUGGACAUUAUGGAUUGUUAGGAUGAAAAAAACUACGUUUUUUCCUGAUUUAAGUAACAAACACAACAGCAUCAUCAAAAGCACUUACUGAAGAUGAAUAAAUGAGCAUAAAAUGUUAAGUCUGUCCAUUAAACUGCUGUUUUUUCCUCUUUUUGUUGUACAAAGGUGAAAAAACAGAUGGGACGUGCACUUUCUGUAUUGUCUUUUCUCACUCAUCACUUUUACAUCAUCUUCAGCAUUUUCGCAUGACUAGUUUAUGGAAAUUCAGCUACUGAUGGCAACAAAACUAACUGAAUCAUCAUUUCAUUGUGCAACAUCAUCUUGGUACAGUGUUUUUCUUUGCGCCAAUAUGGAAGGCUUCCAUAGAUGGACUCAAAGACACACCCACAUUCCCAUCUAUGGCCUUAAAUACACGCCCCGCCUCAAAGCCACUCUCAAUCAGCAAUGAGCCGUAAUCUUAGCCUCGUACCUGCAUCACACGAAGUCCUGCUGGUCCCGAGCUUGAGCAGGUACCAAAAAGCACACGGCUGGAACCGUUGGUACUGGACUAGGAUUAGCCGGCGAUGGGGAAAAGCACAGAUCCAGUUGUCCAGCUGUGAUGCUCACACUUUGUGUAGUGGAAAAAAGGCCCGAGGAGUAUCUGAAAUUCAUAACAUCACACAAAUAUUAAUUAAAAAUCAUAAAUUUAAAAACAAAAAGUACCUCUUAUUAGGAGCUGCUGAUAUAGCAUAAAUAAAUAUAUAUCAUUUUGUCACACAAAUAAUGGAUUAGAAAUUAUAUUUUUAUAGAAUAUCUCCUGCCACCUUUAUGGACAUGUAGUGCACCAUCUGCAUGUUAUAAAGCAUUAUUUCACCCAUAAUGUAGUUUAGUAAUGAAAUAUCAACAGUUAGCUUUGAGGUUUAAGUCUGAAUCAAGCAGAAGUGCCUUUUUUUCCUGUAACAAAGAAACUCAGGAUAUGUAAAUGGUGGUUUAGGGGAAAAAAAUAGAUCAUGACAAUCUGAGUAACACAAUAAGCAAAUGUUCACGUUCUCCAUCACCAAUCAGCUUGAUGUCUGACAGCCACGUUAUUUUUGAGGUAUCUGAAUGAAAACUGCACUCUCGUCUGCGUCUGUGUGGAUAAACUCUCUGCUGGGAUGCUAAAGGGGUUUCGACUUCACAUAAGCACAACAAUGAAGUAAACCAGAUUCCUCACAGUUUGCUGUAGUUCUUACUGCUUUAAAGUAGUUGUUCAUAUGAAUUGCAGAUGGCUCUCUAGUGGACAGGUAGUGCACCAGCUAGGCUGAAAGCUUUUUUCCCUUAACAUAGUGCUCUAAUCCAGGAAGUAUGGAGCUGGAAGGAGCUCUGUACUGGAAUAUAUAUUAUUAUUUUAUACCGUAGGCCUAUAGAGUGCACAAGGAACCAUCUGGGAGUCAGAAAUAAUGUCCAGAAUCUGUUUUUGUACUUGCAGCCAGUGCCUUACAUGCAUUAACCAAAAUGUUUACCUGUGCUUGGAAUAAAUUUCAAAUAAACUCAGAGCUUUUUGUGGUG